This is a messenger RNA of Fusarium verticillioides 7600, 1610 nucleotides long. RefSeq lists its product as hypothetical. The coding region runs from base 469 to 1491 and encodes 340 amino acids. Gene Ontology annotation, molecular function: hydro-lyase activity. Lineage: Eukaryota; Fungi; Ascomycota; Sordariomycetes; Hypocreales; Nectriaceae. The record is from RefSeq and is a predicted model, not a curated record. The transcript has a single exon.
GCCUAAAGGUAUGUCUCCGUACAGUACCUAUCUACGUGUUCCCCCGUUUCGUUUUUUUGCGUGACGAAUCUGAUACAACUGUCGCACCGAUCGAUCUGUCAUCUUGUUUUGUUUGCUGUUUUUGAGGUACACAGCGUUGCACGUUUCCGUCAUGAUUCAACUGCCGGAGGAUUAAAGCUUGACACUCAACGAGAGACUGUGAUUUGGUGGUUUAGCGGUGCUCAAAAUUUGGUAGGGUGACACUGAAGGGGCCCUGGAGGGAAAUCGUUUCGGGGCUCGAUUGAGUGAGCGAUUGAUUGAUUGACCGGCCCGGGGACUGAAGGCACAACUGGGGCCCCGCAUCGGUCGGCGUGAGCUUCCGACCGGCUUUGAUCAGCGACCAGGACAUCCGAGAUCGCCAGAUAAAUAGAACUUGAUCAUGAAUUGAUAUCAGUAAUUGGCCAGUAACCAAGUAAUAAUCUACUCAGAAUGUCAUUCUGGAUCGAGACUGAAGACUGGCAUACUGCCGGCGAACCCUUCCGUAUCGUCCAAAACCUCCCAUCAGGCCAACUCCCCGAAGGCGAGACUGUCGCUCAACGUCGCCUUGCUGUCAUCAACAGUCCCAAUCACCCUCUUGACCAACUCCGACAAUCACUAUGCCACGAACCGCGUGGACAUGCAGAUAUGUAUGGUGGUUUCAUAAUGCCGCCAAAUGAUCCCGGUGCUCAUUUCGGCGUCUUGUUCUGGCACAAAGAUGGCUUCUCAACUGCGUGCGGACACGGGACUAUAGCUCUGGGGUAUUGGGCUGUCACAAAGGGCCUUGUCAAAGGGCCCGAAAAUGGAAGUGUUGAUGUCGUUAUUGACGUUCCAUCUGGGAGGGUUACUGCGAAGAUGGCUGUCAAGGACGGCAAGCCGAUCCACGGCGACUUCAUCAACGUCAAGAGCUACCAGAUUGCCAAGGACUUAUCUGUCAACCUCCCAUCACAAGGUGUUGAUGUCAAGGUGAAUCUCUCAUUCGGAGGAGCUGUCUACGCUACCAUUGACGCUGCUCAGCUGGGCCUCAAGGUCGAACCAAGCCAGUACAUCAACUUCAUCAACCUUGGACGCGAGAUCAAAGCUUCUCUAGGCACUAGAGCACAUUACGACACAUAUGAUCUAUACGGCGUCAUAUUCUUCACCGACGAAGGUACUGGAUCAGCUGGAGAGGUACUCCAGCGCAACGUUACCGUCUUUGCAGAUGGCCAGAUCGAUCGCUCGCCCUGUGGCUCAGGCACAGCCUCGAGAGUUGCAGUGCUUCUGGCCGAAGGAAAAAUGGGAGCUAGAAAGUCGAAGCUUUUGCAUCGGUCGAUUAUUGAUACAGUAUUUGAAGCAGAUAUUGUUUCUGAGGAGGAGAGUCCUGUCGAGUUCCCGGCUUGUAUUCCGAGAGUGAGAGGAACAGCUAACUUGGUUGGGAGGAUGAACUUUUUCAUCGAUCCGGAGGACACAGUCUUUCCUGGGUUCCUUCUGAGGUGAACAUAUUUCUACGAAUGAAAGAACAAACCCUCAGAAGUGGCAUAUUCCAUCAUUAUUCAUUAGUAUAUAUACACGCUACCAUAGCCCAUACCGCGCUUUCGUACAGUCUUUUCCCUACC